GAAAUAAAAAACAAUCUCUGGUAUUUGUAUUCUAAACACAAUUCUACGACAUUCCUAGUUCUCAAGUUGCAUUAAAGAGUAAAGAGUACGUAGGACAUCGUAAAGGUGCCGUGUUAAAAUAUACCACUAUUUUAUAUACUCGUAUUGUACUGAGAAGCAGGACAUGUGGGACCUAGAAAGAAGAAACUGUAACACAUUCUAAGAAACAUGGAUAUAGUAUCAGCUUUACCCGAUUAAUUAAUAAAUGCAUUUGUACCGGAAUGUCCCAUUACUUUCAUCAAAAUAAACAAAAUUGUUAAGAAAGCUUUCUGCAGUCGUCAACGUAAACGGAGGAUUUGAGAGCGACACAAAGGCCGAAUAGAACAAGGUUAUUUGCGAGGAACGUUUACAAGACUAAUGUCCCAGGUCGACGUGUUAACAUUGAAUAUUGCGGACGACGUCUUGAAGGAAUAUUCACUUCACUUUGUCGAGUUGCACGGCAUGCACAUUCGACUUCAGGCUCUGGUGCUACUGCUGACUAUUUUGUUCUGUAAAGGUGUAAAACAGGAGAAAAGACACAAAACCUUUCUAAGACAGAGACACAUGACCAAAAUGAAUGAAAGGCUGUCUCUACAGGAUACGCCAAAACACCGACACCAUUCUCAUAAUAUAGACAUGGACAUAAACACUGAUACCUCACCUAUAGAUGUCACCCAUAACAAACGUGAUACAAGCAGACGACAAAAUCAAAACACUCCCCAAAAAAGUAACUUAAAGAGGAAGACUAGUCGACUGCUGAAAUUCCUGGAACCCCAUUCUGUUCCAAUAGGCAUUAGAGAAAGCUACGAAUGGACACAGAUGGAUGAGGUUGUGAUAGAGCAGAAGAAAACAUUCCACACAUACUGUACAUAAGUCCGAUAUGGACUCUGUUCCAUGUAUGAGACAAUUUAAUACAGUAGUUGAACCUGAAAAGCCAACACAGAGUACAUUCAUUUUGAUAUCUGUAAUGUUUAUGAUAUCAGAGUGCAUAUCUAAUUAACUGAGCCUAACAUACCCCAACACCUUUGAGGUGUGUCAGUUUCAGCUAAUUAAAGAGUAUGGGAAACUGUGCUUAACCAUAGGACCUUAUAUUAUGUCCAUGACUGAAUUCAUGGGCUGAAGACAAAACAAUGUUAUAUGUAAGCUGCAUAGCGACGUAUUUUACAUUUGGUGCAUUUGUUUGUAUAGACUUACUAUAUUUUUCUAUUAAUUAUAUUCCAGUGUCAUUGUCACUGUAAUUCACUUGUCUGUGAUAGUGAUGUCAGCUUUAUGAACUCAUCUAUGAUAUUGUAAAAAUUCUGUGUUAUUGGAUUUAAAGUAUUGGCCACUAAGUCAGUUGUGAUGAGUCAAUGGAUUAAUUGGAUGGGAUUAUUUGUAGUGAUUGGUAGAAUACUGUAAAUCAACUGUGUGAGUAUUUCAGGUUGAGCCAAUAAAGGUAACCCAAACAAAUACAUGUUAAUAACUCAUUGAUUGUGGGUUUAAAAUCAUAUUUGGCACUAUUAAAACAUUUUUCA
Owenia fusiformis is the source of this 1532-nucleotide messenger RNA. Lineage: Eukaryota; Metazoa; Annelida; Polychaeta; Sabellida; Oweniidae. The record is from the annotation of a GenBank genome assembly.